Tripterygium wilfordii is the source of this 1375-nucleotide messenger RNA. Its product is annotated as protein AGENET DOMAIN (AGD)-CONTAINING P1-like. The record is from RefSeq and is a predicted model, not a curated record. Bases 2 to 1078 code for a protein of 358 amino acids. Lineage: Eukaryota; Viridiplantae; Streptophyta; Magnoliopsida; Celastrales; Celastraceae. The transcript has 3 exons.
GAUGCUAUUUACGGCAUUUACUCCUCCUCCUUCUCUUUCUUUGCGACUCUUGCACUCAAUCUCUCUACAGGGGUUUUGUGCUCCAAAACCCAACCCCAAAUUAACGAUGGGCAGGAAACCCAAAUCACGAUCCGCCAAGAAAUCGGCCAAGUACCCGCACUUCAAGCCCGGGUCCCCCGUGGAGAUCAGCUCCAACGAGGAGGGGUUUCGGGGGUCAUGGUUCACGGGCACCGUCAUUGGCCUCGCGUCUCCUGGAGACCCUUCCAGACUGCAUGUGGAGUACACCAGCCUUUUCGUGGAUGAAGAGGGCACCGCGCCUCUGAGGGAGAUUGUGGAUACAGUGAUGCUAAGGCCCGUGCAGCCACCGGAGAAGGAGCGCGAGUUCAAGUUCGACGAGGAAGUUGACGCUUUCCAUUCGGACGGGUGGUGGGAGGGCGUGAUAACGAAGGAGGAAGGGGAGGGGAGGUUUACGGUGUAUUUCAGGAGAUCGAAGGAGGAGAUGGAGUUUGGGAAGGAGCAGUUGAGGCUUCAUAGAGAGUGGGCAAAUGGGGCUUGGAAACCACCAUUUGAGGAGGAGAACGUGAAGCCGAAUCAGGAGAAGGUGGAGAAUUUGCCACUUGUAGAGGAAGUAAAACCUAGUGAAUCAGCAACAGAGCAUGUGUAUAGGCUGGGAACACAAGUUGAAGUAAGCAGUGACGAAAAAGGUUUUGAAGGUGUUUGGUUUGCUGCAACUGUUGUUGAACCAUGGGGGAAGGACAAGUUCCGUAUCGAGUACCAGACUUUGAAAACAGAAGACGAUAAAACCUUUCUAAGAGAAGAGGUUGACAUUCUGCACAUUAGGCCUUCUCCACCAGAAAUUUUAAUGGUCGAUGGUUUCAAGUUGUUCGAUGAGGUUGAUGCUCUCUACAAUGAUGGUUGGUGGGUAGGUGUGAUUGCUAGAGCUCAACGCAACUCAAAACACAUUGUUUACUUCAAGACCACUAGUGAGGAGAUAGAGUUUCGAGACUCUGAGUUAAGGCUACACCAGGACUGGAUUGAUGGCAAAUGGGUUAUGGCAUCCAGGGCUUUGGAGUUAUGACCUUGCUGGACAAAGCAAGAGAUUUUUGCCAUGACUGUGUACAGUGUUGUUGCAUUGAUGAGUAGCUGUUAAUUACAUUCCAUCCGAUCUGGAGCAUUUGGUAGUAAGAGUAUGUAAAUAAACGUCUAAAAUACUAGUGGCUGUUUUGGUCUCUGGAGCAGUUUGGACUCUCAUCAAAACAUCUGACUUUUUUAUCAGUUUGUGACAUGAAUCGACUCAAGGGUUCACCUUGAAUAGGUAUGUAUGCUUCAGAAAUAUAACCUGCAACCUUGAUCCUUUGGUUUCCUUUUUGUGCCA